Molecule: messenger RNA, 747 nt
Organism: Lentinula edodes (shiitake mushroom)
Lineage: Eukaryota; Fungi; Basidiomycota; Agaricomycetes; Agaricales; Omphalotaceae
Product: Six-hairpin glycosidase-like protein
Exons: 4
Coding region: 1-747 (248 amino acids)
Biological process (GO): carbohydrate metabolic process
Molecular function (GO): alpha-L-fucosidase activity
Source: RefSeq, a predicted model, not a curated record
AUGAGUCCUGAACAUGGGAUUGGGAAUUAUAACGAUACGAACGUCUCGUUGACUUAUGUCGAGUUUGCAACCAUCCUCGGAGUCGACAGCGAAUUCGCAGCAAAUUUGUCCACAUUGAAAGAUCGACUGAUACCUUUCCGAAUUGGUUCCCUGGGUCAAAUCCAGGAAUGGGCGCGAGAUUAUGAUUCAAAUGGUCCUUUUACCCACAUCAGUCAGUUAUAUGGGCUCUUUCCGGGAGCGCAGAUUGACCCCAGGUUCAAUGAGACCCUUGCCCAUGCUGCCAAUGUAUCGCUUCUUCUUCGAGGCGACUCAAGCUCGGGAUGGCCUACUGCUUGGAGGGCAAACUUAUUCGCGAGACUUCUACAAGGGGAAACAGCGUAUUACUACAUGACGCGUCUGAUUUCUCGUUAUUCGUACGAUAACCUGUGGUCUAUUAACAGUGUUUUCCAGAUUGACGGAAACUUCGGUGGAACCAACGCUGUGGCAGAGAUGAUUCUGCAAAGUCACAAUGGGGAGAUACAUCUUUUACCAGCAAUACCUCAAUCUUGGACACAUGGAUCAGUGUCUGGGUUCCGGGCCAGAGGUGGAUUCACGCUCGAUAUCGCCUGGUCCGCAGGAUUUCUUUCUUGGGCCACCCUUACUAGCACUCUGGGCACGUUUGCGAGGGUGAGAUAUAAUGGGACGGCGAUUAACCUAUCCAUGCAGAGGAACGAUUCUGUACAUUUGGCUCUCUCGGAUUUCCAGUGA